CUUUUACUAUAAGAAUUUAUUAACAACCCAGGACUUUAGAUGUGAUCACAACGUAGACCCUGAAUAUACAGCAGACUAUUUACACAAUAAUUGACUACUGUUCAGCGUCCAGGAAAAAGUUAAUAGUGACUGAUCUCAUGCUGUGAAGCCCUGCCCUGUGGAGACACAUGUCUAAAGCCCGCCCUCUGGUUUCUGAGCAGAGGGAAUUGUAGCUUAGUUUUUCUCUUCCUGUGUCAGCCAUAAGCGUCUGCUUAGACAAGAUGAACUGCUCCAUCUGCCUGAACAUUUAUACAGAUCCUGUAAUGCUGAGAUGUGGACACAACUUCUGCCGGGUCUGUAUUGAUCGUGUGCUGGAUACACAGGACCAGUCUGGAGUGUAUUUAUGUCCUGAAUGCAGAAAAAGGUUUACACAGCGGCCUGCACUGAUGAAGGACAUCGCUCUUAGGAAAAUAAUGGAAAAGUUCCUAUUUACUCAACCAACACAGACAGAACCCGGGAUCUUCUGCACUUACUGUGUGGACUCUCCUGUCCCUGCUGUGAUAUCCUGUCUGCACUGUGAGGCUUCUCUGUGUGAUAAACAUCUGAGAGUUCACAGCAAAUCACCAGAACACGUCUUAUCUGAGACCGGAACUUCUCUGGAGAACAGGAAAUGUUCUGUCCAUAAGAAGAUCCUGGAAUAUUACUGCAUUGAGGACACUGCUUGUAUCUGUGUGUAUUGUUCAGCUGGAGAACAUCGAGAACAUCGGGUGGAGAGGCUGGAUGAGGCCUCUGAGAAGAAGAAGGAGAAACUGAGGAAUGUUCUCCAGAAACUGAUCACAAAGAGAGAGGAGACUGAGGAAAGAGUCCAGAGUCUGGAGGAGCGCAGGAGAAAAGCUCAAGAGAAAUCAUCUGGAGAAGCGGAGAGAGUCACUGCCCUGUUUCUAGAUAUGAGGAGAUGGCUGGACGACCUGGAGAAGAGGGUCCUGAGUGAGAUCUCCAGGCAGGAAAAGGAAUCACUGUCACUGUCUGCUCUGAUCCAUCAGCUGGAAAUAAAGAAGGACGAGCUGUCCAGGAAGAUGAGACACAUUGAGGAGCUGUGUAACAUGACGGAUCCACUGACUGUCUUACAGGAACCAGACACAGGUGACUUGUGUGAUCCUGAGGAGGGGGGAGGGGAUGAGGACACAGGGGGACAUAAGACACAUGAUGUAGAUGAUCUGGAUGUGACUGUGAUCUCAGACACAUUCUGCACAUUAUGUGACAUAAUAUCAGGUAUAAGGGUCUAUGAGGAGGGUCCUGCAGACAUAUUACUGGAUGUAAACACGGCUCAGAAUAAUCUCCUUAUAUCAGACGACCUGAAAACUGCAACCAAGACAGAAGAGAAGCAGAAUCGUCCAAAAACAGCAGAGAGAUUCCUGUAUUAUCAGGUGAUGAGCAAAAACAGAUUCUCCUCAGGACAACAUUAUUGGGAUGUGGGGAUCAGUAGUUCAAGAUAUUGGAGGGUGGGGAUGUGUUAUCCCAGUAUAGAUAGGAGGGGAGAUCAGUCAUUAAUUGGAGAUAAUAACAAGUCCUGGGGAUUGAGGAGGAGGAGGAGCAGGGGGAAUAAUUAUUUAGUGAUACAUGACAACAAACAGAUCCAGUUACCUCACAAUAUCUCCAGUGAUAGAUUCAGGAUCUGUCUGGAUUAUGAGGCCGGGCAGCUGUCCUUUUAUGAGCUGUGUGACCCCAUCAGACACUUACACACCUUCACCGCCACCUUCACCGAGCCCCUUCAUGCUGUAUUAUGGGUAAGAGAAGGUUCUAUAAAGAUAUCAGAGGGAGGCAGAAAGUGGACGCAACCAUCAUAACCUAAGAAACUGUUGAGAGAAACCGAAAUUCUGAUUGGUGGAUUAUUUAGCCAAUGGAAUGGAUAACAGGUGAUGAUUCCUACAUGGCAGCCGUCCCUAUGACUAGAUCAGGUGGUCUUAUUGAUUGAUAUAUUUCUACAUAUUGGGGCAAUUAGGUGUUAAGAGGAUUAUUUCUGCCUUAAAGGGGUACUCCGGUGGAAUUAUUAUUUUUUUUUUAAAUCAACUGGUUAUACAGAUUUGUAAAUUACUUCUAUUUAAAAAUCUUAAUCCUUCCAGUACUUAUCAGCUGCUUUAUACUACAGAGGAAGUUGUAUUUCUUUCUGGAGUUCUUGUCAUUUUGACCACAGUGCUCUCUGCUGACACCUCUGUCCAUGUCAGGAACUGUCCAGAGUACAAGGAAAUACCCAUAAGCAAACCUCUCCUGCUCUGGACAGUUCCUGACAUGGAC
This is a messenger RNA of Hyla sarda, 2274 nucleotides long. Its product is annotated as E3 ubiquitin-protein ligase TRIM41-like. The record is from RefSeq and is a predicted model, not a curated record. Lineage: Eukaryota; Metazoa; Chordata; Amphibia; Anura; Hylidae. The coding region runs from base 261 to 1826 and encodes 521 amino acids. The transcript has a single exon. Gene Ontology annotation, molecular function: protein binding; zinc ion binding.